Dimorphilus gyrociliatus is the source of this 5038-nucleotide messenger RNA. The record is from the annotation of a GenBank genome assembly. NCBI's taxonomy places the organism in Eukaryota, Metazoa, Annelida, Polychaeta, Dinophilidae.
CGCUUAUCUGAUUAUGUUUAUAGGCGUGAUGAAAAAGUUUACCCUUACGUAUUAGGUAUUUCCUAACAGAUCUAUAUGAUUUUGACAAUGUUUUUCCUUCUUUUGCCUUUACCGCCCCUUCCACUACACCUGGGGGCGACUCUCCAGAACAAACAUAGUGAGAAAUAUCAAAUAAACGCCUUACUGAAAUAUGAUAUUGUUGUGUGAGCCAGUAAUUCUCGCCUGAACUGUCUUUAACCUGACAGGAGGGUCACGUGAUAUAAAAACUAAAGAGGUGCUCUGCGAUCUUUCAACUCUUCUUAGAGUAAAAGAAUUUAUGGGUGGAUGUGCGUUUGUGUAUGAGCGUGUGUUUCUUAUUUAUAUAAACAAGGGCAAUAAUGAAAAUUUUUGUCUAUAAACUAUCUAAACAAAUAUCAGAUAAAUAUAAGAGAAUAAUUUCCAAAUUACACUUAAUUAGACGAAACUAAACCAUAUCUAUAAAAUCAGUGACUCACCUAACGAGGGUUUCUCUCUACAAUUGAAUAUUUAUGCAUUAGAUCCCACAUUUCUUGUUCAAUUAACUAGAUUAACCACUCUCAUAAAAUACAACAUAUCUAAGUGAGAGAGAGGAAUAAAAUAUGUUCAUAGUCGACUAAGUUAUUCGCAUAUUGAAUAUAUAAAAAGCUCUAUUUUCACGGACAUAUAAAGCGAGUAAGUAUGCUUUUUUCUAAUUAGACUCGCUACGGCUAUUCAAUCGGUUGACACCAAAAAAAAGAAAGCUAUGCGUGUGGAGGGUAAAAUAAUUCGGACCCUUCAAAUUAAGUUGACUAAUUAGGCGGAGGGGUUUUUUACAACUGUUAGACUAUUUGAGUAGAGAAGAGGGAAAUGAAUAAAAUCUGUUGUAGAAUCUUGAAAAGUAAAGCGUUUACAUACGCUCUUCAAAUUUGUUUGAUCUCGAUAAAUCAGGGAUAGCAAAGAAUUUAUUAAAUAUUAUCUAGACGUAUCCUUUCGUAAAGCGCAGGUGUAAAAGCAAUACAAGCUUUUUCCCUGUAAGCCAACCAAAAGUUUCGAGUCAUAUGGCGGGCAGCUGUUGGAGCUGCUUUCAAUUUCAUAAAUCCUUAGUUAGAUAACUGAUUUCCCUCAACAUGUUACACCUUGUAAUUAGUGUUAAAUUAUCGUAUUUGAAUUAGUCUGCCAGGAGGAAUAGACCUAAUAGUUUUACGUUUUGGAAAGAGCCCAAAAGUAAUAAAAUAUAUUUUUAACAACGUUAUGUUAUUUAGCUGACGAAAUUGUUUACAUACACAGCUGUUGUACAUCUUUACGGCCGAAAAAAGUUCUUUUUGUUAACCCUAACCCCAAUUGUUGUCGUGCUGACAAGGAGAAAUUUGUAAAAAAAAAAAUAUACGGAAAAAAGAGAUCGUUUUUAAUUUCCUUAGUAAUGUAGAAAAAGAAGGAAUAGAGCAUAAACAUAUAUUAACAUAUAUAUUUAAAGAAAAGAUAUACAGAAUGAGAAGAGAGAAAGACACACACAUAUACCACACAGGAAAAGAUAGAAAGUAGAAAAGUUUAUAGACAUUUAAACUCUCUUACACGCGCGCAAAUAACUUAUAUAUAUAUGCAUACACACACACACACACAAACUCCGACUCUCCAAACACUUGUUAGUAAUACUAGGCCUUCGUUCUUAUAAAGAUGAACUUCCAUCAAGUGGGCGUGGCGGAGUUUCUUUACUAAACUGUUGACGUAUUGUACGGUCUAUUAAAAAUAAUUAGUAAAUAGUUUUUUUUUACCAUUUCCUUCUUUUGGAAAUGUUUAGCAUUGUAACUUUUAUUGAACUAAGAGUACAAAGUUACAAAGAUUAAACAGUUUGUCUUCUAUAGUUUAUUCAUAUGUAAAGCUAUAUAAUAAAUUACCCAAUGUUUGUAAUAUGUACAGUACGUGCUCGUUUCUCGAUCCAUAAUGUUCUUGAUAGGAACAUGAAAAGAAAAAAAGGAGUCAAACGGCAACAGCUGCCCGCUUCUCUUUCUUUUUUACGCCCUCGAAAAGAGCAGUUUUAUUGACUCAGUCGGUUCCCUCGGCUACUGUACACAGACGCGGCAGACGUACGCGCAUAUAGAAAGAAAAAAGGCGCGAAUUUUAGAUAAAAACCUAAUCGGUAGGUUUUAAAGGAAAAUAUUUUGAAAAGCAUUAAGGGAUAGGAUUAUUUACAAUCAGGAAAAAGGUUGAUGGAAGCUGAAGGCAAAGGGAUUAUUUUGUAUUUUUAGACGCCUCCGGUUGUAUUUUUACAAGGGAUUAAAAACAUCCCGAGUCGCCGUCAACAAUUCUAACGAUUCCUUCAAGCUUCCCUUCGCAAUAAACACAAAAAGUGUUUGAUUGCACGCGCAUGCACGUGACCCUUACCCUGCGUCACCUAGUGGUGAAUAGAUGAAACUUGCACAGCAAGCGGGCUGAGAAGAGCUUGCCGACUGGGGCGAGAGAAGGUUAGAGGAAUGCUUUUCAGCCGAAAAAAGUUCGAUAUAUUUAUAUUUAUAGCCCUUCGACCUAAUACUGACUAAUUGGAGAAUGAUUGUAUAAGGCAGUCGCCAUCGUCCGGGAAAAUGACGAGGUAGACCGCAGAAUGGAGACAAAUAUAGAUUCUUGUAAAAAGAGGCCAUUGAGUAUUACAUCGACGACGUCUUCCACUACGUCAUCACUUCCUCGGCAUCAGAAGAAGAAGUUAGCGCCUUUCGACUUGUCAAUGACUUCCUAUAUUCAGAAUAUCUCCUCUGAAAUCGUUCGCACAGAAGAGACGUUCGCUAACGAUUUGAAGCAGAUUAUCGACGCUUACCUAAUACCCCUUCGCUCGACAUGUGAUCUUUCAAAUGAAUUGACGGAUUCAAUGUUUUGCAAUAUUGAAGAACUAUACGACUUUAGUCAAUCGUUAUUAGCUGAAAUGAAAGAUGUUAUAUCGGAACCUGCCGAAUUGGCUGACAUUUUCGUAAGAAGGUGCCAAGAAUUCGAUGACAUCUACUUUCCUUAUUGCUCAAACUUUCAAAGAGCUUCUGCUGCUUGGAAUAGGUGCCUUUGUAAUCCGACUCAUAACAGAACAUUAAUGAGUUUAAAAGUUCAACAUGGUCAUACGUUCAAUUUACACGAUUACUUAUUGAAACCAGUGCAAAGGAUCCUCAAAUAUCCUUUAUUGCUUUCUAAUAUGAGUCAGAAGGCUGAUGAAGAUUUAAAGCCAAGGAUUAUGGCUGCUCACUUAGCUAUGCAAAACGUCGCUGCCAAAUUAAACAAUUUCAAUAGCCAAUUGAAUUUAUACAGUCAGAUACCGGAAGCUUACAAGUAUGGAAAAAUCAUUAAUUUCGGUUUGUUAAGAGUACUAGAUGUCAAGGGUCAACGAAGCGUGUAUCUCUUUGAGAAAGCGUUACUUGUUGCAAAAAAGAAGGACGAUGAAUUCUUAAAUGAUAAACUUAUUAUUGAAUUUAGAAAUUUAACUAUGUGCGAAGUCGUACCGGAAGGAAAUUUGUUCUUUCGUGUCUUUCAUUUUCAAAAACCGGAAGUAUCAAUAACAUUUAAAGCAUCUUCAAAGUGUGAAAAGAAAAAAUGGUGCGAUCAGAUAAAAGAACGAAUGAUGGUAACGUUCGAAAAGAAAUUACCAGACCAUGUUCUAAGUCUAGUAAUGAACAUGGGUCCAAUCGAAAAAGAAAAUCGAUCAUCAACAGCCAACUCUUCGUCAUCCAAAAGGUUGACUCUACGCCGAAUGAGUACUACUUUACUACCUGACGGGCUAUUUCGUAAUUUUCGUUCACCUACAACUGGUAGUUUAAAACGCGAUGUUAACGUUGAUAUAACGUCUCCGAUGCCUCAAGGGCGAGCGUUCUUGAAGAGUCACUGGUCAGAGAGUGGAUUAAUAACUUUACAAAAAAAGCCUGGUCUGAGGAGAAGCAAAAGUUUUGAAAGCAUAGAAAAUUUAUGUAAUUUUUCUAGGCCUGAUAGGGCAACUGGAGAAGGAGAAAAAAAAACGAUAGAGGAUACGGUCACGUUGUUUGCCGACGAUUGUUUAACAGAUGAAGAGCAGGCAAAUGAUACCGAUCAAACUGAUAACACUAAUACUCAUUUAGCUGUUUCGGAAGAUUUAGACGAAGAGGAGAGUCGAAGUGAUGAAGAAGUAAAGAAGAAUGAAGAUCAAUUACGAAGAAAAUCGUGGACGUGUAAGGAUAGUAGUAAAGAAUGCAAUGGAAAAGCCGAACGACGGAGAAGUACAAUUGCCGAUUCUAACUCUUCUCUAUCGAAAAAGGAAGAAAGUGGAAAGCCUAAUAGGAAAAACCGUCUCUUCAAAAAAGUAACCUCAAGACCAGCCGUUAUGGGCGAGUCUCGCGUAGGAGAAAGGAUGGCUGUUAACGAUCCUCCUUCCUAUGGACCUUAUACUUUGGAACGGCGUCGAAAAGAUAAAGUUCCUGAUUCAGAAUGCUCUUCUAGUCAACCACUCAAAAUUGACAAGCCUAGUUCCCAGUCAAUAGAAAAGAAUAAGGAAAAGGCUUACGAGAUUCCUUUCGUCGAAACAUCCCAUUUGCAACUUGAAGAGAAGUCUAAAGUUCCGCAGGAUACGGAAGAAACGUCUGGGCAAUCUCUCUUUUCAAAUGAAACUCCAGACAAAGGAGAAAAUAGCUGCAGUUCUACAUUCGAUAUAUACGAAAAGUGCCUCGUAGCCGCUUUAGAAUCAAGCGAUUCCGGCUAUAAUAUUCACGAAGAUAAUGAAGAAACGGACACGGUUCAGAAGACUCGGAGUCAAAACCCAUCUCGUGUUAAAAGGGCAUUGAGCGUUUUCGAAACUAGGCCAUCGCGAAACGGAAUUCCUCUGUGUCAAGGUUGGGCGGGAUCCAGUGAUGAUUCUGCCAUUUCAGUAAAGAGUCUAACCGAUAGGAAAAAAGAAUUUGAACUUGCAACCUUCCCUUUUGACGGAAAGAGGGAAAACAAUUUUGUUGAGGAAACUCGCAAAGGGUGGGUUAGGCAUGUCGUUGAUAGAAUAGAAUUAUUAGAGUGUGGUGAAGUGACUAACUCUGAUUCUGAAGUGUAA